AUGUCGAAGCCCGCUGCCAAAAUAUAUACCUGUCGACGUGCCUGGUGGUGUUCGGCUUCGAAGGUAGCGCAGCAAAAGGAGAAGAUGUAG
Colletotrichum tamarilloi is the source of this 90-nucleotide messenger RNA. RefSeq lists its product as uncharacterized. The record is from RefSeq and is a predicted model, not a curated record. The coding region runs from base 1 to 90 and encodes 29 amino acids. The transcript has a single exon. NCBI's taxonomy places the organism in Eukaryota, Fungi, Ascomycota, Sordariomycetes, Glomerellales, Glomerellaceae.